Pogonomyrmex barbatus (red harvester ant) is the source of this 2368-nucleotide messenger RNA. RefSeq names its product serine/threonine-protein kinase dyf-5. The record is from RefSeq and is a predicted model, not a curated record. Lineage: Eukaryota; Metazoa; Arthropoda; Insecta; Hymenoptera; Formicidae. Gene Ontology annotation, biological process: protein phosphorylation. Gene Ontology annotation, molecular function: ATP binding; protein kinase activity.
GAAGUAUGGCCGUGUGGUCGCUCGAUUGAUAGUUUGCUGCAAAUGUGACAGUUACGCAAGAAGAUAAUUAAAUACGUAACAGUCGAAUCAGUCCAGUAAGAAGUCUCUCUCUCUCUGUUUUUGCUUUUUGGUCUCAAAUACGAAGAACAUACGAGAUUGCCGAAUGCAGCAGUGUGUAAGUACGCCUUUCUUAUAACACCGAAGGGCGCCACAUAUAAGUCAAGAUCAAAUGAUACAAAAAUUUCCAAGUAUCUGAAUAAUAAAGAUGAAUCGAUAUAUAACUUUAAACCAAUUGGGUGACGGAACUUUUGGUUCUGUCGUUCUUGGAGAACGUAUUGAUACGGGCGAAAAAGUCGCUAUAAAAAGAAUGAAGAGAAAGUAUUAUUCUUGGGAAGAGGCUAUGAAUCUGCGAGAAGUAAAGUCAUUGAAAAAACUUAGUCACGCAAACGUCGUAAAACUAAAAGAAGUUAUACGAGAGAAUGAUGUGCUGUAUUUUGUAUUUGAGUACAUGAAGGAGAAUCUCUAUCAACUAAUGAAGGAUAGAGAUAAACUUUUUCCCGAGCCGGUAAUAAGAAACAUGGUGUAUCAAGUAUUGCAAGGUCUCGCUUUUAUGCAUAAACAUGGUUUUUUUCAUCGUGAUAUGAAGCCAGAAAAUUUGUUAUGUAUGGGUCCUGAAUUAGUGAAGAUUGCUGAUUUUGGGCUAGCAAGAGAGAUCCGAUCGAGACCUCCAUAUACGGAUUAUGUAUCAACAAGAUGGUAUCGUGCACCAGAGGUGUUGCUACACUCAACGACUUACAACAGUCCAAUUGACAUUUGGGCAGUCGGUUGUAUAAUGGCCGAGUUAUACACAUUCAGACCUCUGUUUCCUGGCAAAAGUGAGAUCGACGAGAUAUUUAAAAUAUGUUCCGUAAUUGGUACGCCUGACAAAGAAGAUUGGCCAGAGGGAUACCAAUUAGCCGCGGCUAUGAAUUUCAAAUUUCCGAAUUUUACGCGUACGUCGUUGGCUGUUUUAAUACCAAAUGCCAGUCAAGAGGCUGUCAUUCUUAUGGAAGAUAUGUUACAAUGGAAUCCUAUAAAGAGACCAACAGCACAGCAGUCACUCAGGUAUCCGUAUUUUCAAGUCGGCGAUCCUCGUAUCAUUAAUAGUAAAAAGAUUGGUGUUGUAUCUCAACGAGAAUUUGUUAUGAAUAAAAUAAAUCUUCCACCUUCUGCACCUAAACAAUAUGAUUACUCUCAGGAUGAUCUUGUCGUCAAUAGUUUAGUUCAAUCGAGAGCACCUGAAAAGAUGCUGGUUGAACCACAACAGCAACCGGCGGUCCUGCCCAAUCAUAGUAAUCGCAAACACGAUAGCAAUGCCUCCAAAUGGGAUGAAGAUGAUUUUACUGAACUUCUAGGAAGCAAAGUUGUCCCGGAGAACCCAAGCGCGACGCUCAUCCCAGAUCGUGUGUAUAAAGAAAAUCGUGCCAAUUGGAAUGCCAACUACCAGCAAUCUGAUAAUUUGCACAGCAAUGUGAACUGGUCGCUACCAGCAUGGAAGGAAUCACCAUCGAGGAUGUGGAAUCAGUCAAAUCAAUCCAAUCAAAAAAACUUGCGCAAAGUUUCGGCGAAACAACACUACCUCAGUGUGGCUCGGUAUGUCGCAGGCCAGAGCACAAAUUUGCCAUCCAGAAAUGAGGAUUCCGAUAUCAACCGAUCUAAACUGCUAUUGAAUGGAUUCAUCGGUCAGGCAACAUCCAACAAAUAUGAGGAUUUUACAGAGUCCUUUUGGGGACCUAGAAAUAACAUUGAGAAUCAAACAAGGCAACAUUUUCUCGCGCGAAAUCGUUAUAUUGCCGAACAAAGCUUGAGAUUACCUUAUCCCAGCGUAUAUGGUACCCAAAGUAUCAAAACUACCAAUAAACCUAUGUUUCAACCAAACUUGUUUGGAAACGUUUUCAACACGAAAGCCAGCAGCGGGCCUCAUGGCCGAACAGAUUGGGCAGCAAAAUAUCUCAAAUGACCGUUAUAGAAAGGUUCGUUCUUCUCAAAUCGAUAAUUUGUCAUGGCCUAGGCAAAUUUCAACUGUGAUAGAACGAUGUUGUCGUUCCUUUAUGACAGAAACACAAGUAGAAAGAACGUAUUCUUUUUCAUGGUGAAAUUUUACGAACGUAAAAUCAUAUUUUAAUUACAUAUAAUAUCACAUGAAAAUGGAAUCGUCACGAUGUGUUAUCCAAUUGUAUAGCAUUCUCACAUGAUCAAAAUUCCAAAAUCGGUUAUAUAGAUAGAUAUUUAUAUAUAAGUCGUCCAUGUUAGUUGAUCAUGUGUGAAAAGGCUUAAUUUUUUAAGAAACGAAUAAUUUUCAAAAUGCGAUAAUAUAUGUAUGUAUGUA